GAGCAGAGGGUUGAGGUGCGGGAGAGGGAAGCUUUUGCAAUCCUUUCAGUUCUGCAAUUCUGAUCAAUAGAACUGUGUGUGCGGGGAGGCUGCAGCCACAGGCUGGGACGGACAGGACCUGGAAGCAGACCCAGCAAGCAGAAUACGCCACUGCUCUUCAAAGUUUGGCAUUGGAGAGAUCACGCUGCAUCCAUUCGACUCUGGGUGGGGAGGACCAGGCUCAGAGGUUAACCAGCACUGAACAGCAUCACCUCAAUCCAGAGCCCUCUGCAUAUGCCAGGGCAGGAACACUGUGCUAGCUGUCAAGGCUGAUGGACUCCUCCAGUAGCAACAGAAUAAGAAGAAAAGAAGAGGACAGAAAAUUUUCUGCCUUGGAAGAGUUGGGUCAGUGACACAAUGUCCUCAAAGGGGGGAACUCUUUCACCCCUGAAUGACACCUCAUGUGGGGCGGACUCUGAGUUCAGAUACCUCCUUUUCACCAUAUUCUACAGCUUCAUCUUCAUUCUGGGCUUCAUUGCCAAUUGCUAUGUGCUGUGGAUUUUCUGCCACGUUUAUGCUUGGAGGAAACUAAACGAAAUCAAGAUCUUCAUGGUGAACCUGAUAGUGGCUGACCUGCUGUUCCUAAUCACACUGCCCCUGUGGAUAGUUUACUAUCACAACAAUGGAAAUUGGAUUAUGCCUCCAUUCCUGUGUAACGUGGCCGGCUACUUGUUCUUUGUUAACACCUACUGCUCCAUCGCCUUUUUGACAGUCAUCACAUACAACCGAUUCCAGGCAGUGACCAAGCCCAUCACAGCCGCUCAGUUCCCCACCCGGAGAAGGGGUAUCUUCCUCUCCGCAGCUAUCUGGGUGGUGAUAAUGAGCAGUGCUUUGUACUACCUCGCUAAGGAUGGAAUUAAUGAAAUUAACCAUGGCACCAUCAAGCGGUGUUUUGAGAGCUAUAACACCUCUACCUCUGACAACAAUGUGCCCAUCCUCGCCAGCCACGUUGUCAUAUUCAUUAUUUUUGUCUUCAUUUUCCUGUUUAUACUGGUGUGUAACUUGUUCAUUAUCAAGACACUGCUGACCAAGUCAGUGCAGCUGCAGAAGAGCACCCAUGUCAAGCAGAGGGCAUUCAGGAUGGUGUGCACUGUCCUGGCUGUAUUCAUCAUAUGCUUUGUACCUCACCAUCUCCUUGAUCUCCCCUGGACCCUGACGGUCCUAGAGCUGUGGCAGAAGGAAAAUUGUCCGUUGCGCCAGCAGCUCAAUGAUGCCCAUCAGGUGAUGCUAUGCCUCCUGAGCACCAACUGCAUGCUGGACCCUGUCAUCUACUGCUUCCUCACCAAGAAGUUCAGGAAGCAUCUUUCAGAGAAUCUUAAAAGCAUGAAAGGGAGUCGCAAGUGUUCCAGGCAAACCACUGAAACAGUGAUCGAGGGCACAGUGCCCAUCAAUGACCUCCCCACCACCCCCAGGAGAAAUGAAUAUAGCCCUAUCUCCUACUGAGCAGGGCUGGGCCACUUGUGUCAUCAGCUUCCUCCCACUAAGCCAGGCCGGAGAGGGACACAUCAGUGGGGCAGAUCUCAGCAUUUCCAUCAGGAAGAGGAAUUAUGACCAUUCAAUCCCUGUAUUCACAAAUGCAACCAGAGGAAUAGGGACCCAGCAGGGUCUGCAAAGGGGCACCUUCUGACACAUACCGAUGCUUCAUGGGGCACUAAUCACAGCUCGGUUUGUUUUCUUUUCUGUAAAGAAAAAUGCCAUUGACCUUGUACAAGUCUUUCUCCCUCCUCCUAUCUCCUUGUGGGAUCUGUCAGCACUUUAACAUGGGAAGGCAAGGGAAUUGCCAUGAGGCGAGCUCACCCUUAUGAAUGACAGAGAUUCUAUGGAAUCUGAUCCAAGUAACCAGCCUGGAGAGAAGGGGGGUCUGUGAAAGUCGAUGAGUAUUGGUGAUGUGCUGGAAACCUCAGCCAUAGCUCCCCCAAUCCCUGGGAUCCCUAUGUAUAGAUUUUAAGGCCACCAGGGACUAUUAUCUAGUCUGACCUCCUGCAUAUCACUGGCUAGAGAAUGUCACCUAUUCCUAGACCCAGCCCAAUAACUUCUGGUUGAGCUAGCACAUAUCUUUCAGAGAGACCGAAUAUCAACUGAAAACCUCCAAGUGACAGAGGAUGAUUGCCAGCAUAGGAGUUAAGAUAGCAAAUGAAUUUAAUGCUGCUUCAUCAUCGCUUUUAUUUAUUAUAGAUGGGAUUAUAAAGAGGGAGUGGCCAUUGUCCCUAAGCUUGUGCUGCUGGAAACAAAGAAAUGUAGCUGGUUGCUUAUUUGAAGA
Messenger RNA from Trachemys scripta elegans, 2299 nucleotides. It is a transcript of the gene PTAFR, whose product is annotated as platelet activating factor receptor. NCBI's taxonomy places the organism in Eukaryota, Metazoa, Chordata, Testudines, Emydidae. The record is from RefSeq and is a predicted model, not a curated record. Bases 397 to 1482 code for a protein of 361 amino acids. Gene Ontology annotation, biological process: chemotaxis; G protein-coupled receptor signaling pathway. Gene Ontology annotation, molecular function: G protein-coupled purinergic nucleotide receptor activity; platelet activating factor receptor activity. Gene Ontology annotation, cellular component: membrane. The transcript is spliced from 4 exons.